GUAGGAAUAUCUUAGUAAUUUUUCAUAUAUAAAAUAAAUGCUGCAUUUCUUGUUGGAAAAGUUUAAACCUUAAACCCCCGGUAACUGCAUUUCUUUCCUCUCAUCAGCGAUUGAUCGAAAUUUCCCAAGUGAAGAAAGAUAAACAUGAAAGUUCCGAACGUUCCCCGCCGUCGUGCUGCCUCUGCACUGAGGAAAUUGGGAGUUAUUGGUGGAAUUGGCUUGUAUGUUGCUGGUAAUAGUCUUUACAAUGUUGAAGGAGGUCACCGAGCUAUUGUUUUCAACCGGCUUGUUGGUGUCAAAGACAAGGUUUAUCCUGAAGGAACACAUUUUGUAGUUCCAUGGUUUGAGAGGCCGGUAAUCUAUGAUGUCCGUGCGCAUCCCCAUUUAGUCGAGAGUACUUCCGGGAGUCGUGAUCUCCAGAUGGUGAAAAUUGGGCUUCGAGUUCUUACCCGUCCUUUGCCAAACCAGUUACCUACAGUUUAUCGAACCCUUGGCGAGAAUUAUAAUGAAAGGGUUUUACCUUCAAUCAUACAUGAAAGUUUGAAAGCUGUGGUUGCCCAAUACAAUGCCAGCCAGCUUAUUACCCAACGAGAGGCUGUUAGUCGUGAAAUCCGAAAGAUCCUGACUGAGAGGGCAGCCAACUUUAAUAUUGCUCUUGAUGAUGUGUCAAUUACUAGUCUGACCUUUGGCAAGGAGUUUACUGCUGCAAUUGAAGCCAAGCAGGUGGCUGCACAAGAAGCUGAGAGGGCCAAAUUUGUUGUGGAAAAAGCUGAGCAAGACAAGAGAAGUGCUAUCAUCAGAGCACAGGGUGAGGCUAAAAGUGCCGAACUGAUCGGACAAGCCAUUGCCAACAAUCCAGCUUUCAUCGCACUGAGGAAGAUUGAAGCUGCAAGAGAGAUUGGACACAUCAUAGCAAAUGCAGCAAACAAGGUUUACCUGAAUUCAGAUGAUCUUUUGCUGAAUCUUCAGGAGAUGAAUUUGGAGCCUGGCACAAACUGAGCUGGUUAAUUGGCAUUCUGAUUUAAUAUUGCUUCGUGAAAUAAUCUAGAUUGUUGAAUUUUAUAUUUUGCAAAGUUAAUUCAACUACCAAGAGUGUGUAGCUUAUCUGUAUCAUCGUUACAUCUUUCAUUAGGACAUGUAUUGUCUGCAUUAUGUGGCCUAUUCUUGGUUGGGCUCUUACCCUAUGAGUUUGAAAUAGCAUGAUUAUAAUGUGCAAGCAAACUGCAAAGGGUAUGUCAUGUCCCGACAUCUAUGAAGUUGUACUUAGCGUGUGUUUGGCUGUUUCUAGAAUUGAAUUGGAAAUAAAGAAAAACUAGCUUCUACGA
This is a messenger RNA of Lathyrus oleraceus (garden pea), 1325 nucleotides long. Its product is annotated as prohibitin-1, mitochondrial. Gene Ontology annotation, biological process: mitochondrion organization. The record is from RefSeq and is a predicted model, not a curated record. Gene Ontology annotation, cellular component: mitochondrion; membrane. NCBI's taxonomy places the organism in Eukaryota, Viridiplantae, Streptophyta, Magnoliopsida, Fabales, Fabaceae. Bases 145 to 999 code for a protein of 284 amino acids. The transcript has 6 exons.